Molecule: messenger RNA, 795 nt
Organism: Caenorhabditis briggsae
Lineage: Eukaryota; Metazoa; Nematoda; Chromadorea; Rhabditida; Rhabditidae
Exons: 3
Coding region: 1-795 (264 amino acids)
Source: RefSeq, a predicted model, not a curated record
AUGUAUAAGUUUCUACUGAUUUUUCUGAUAUUGGCACGUUCUGGAGACUUGUCAAUUCUGUCGUUUCAUCGGAAUUUGUUGGGAGAAGGAUCUGAAGAAUGCUUUGAGAAAUUUUUCGUGGCAGUGAUCAAUGAGAAGUAUGAGUGUUCAAAAGAGUAUGACUUUAUGAAGAAAGAUCCUGCAAUAAAACACACGGCUUAUACCGAUGGACAAUCCUGUGUCCUUGAAAUUUUCAAAGAAGAAUGCCCUGAAGAUCGCGCUGUAUUCCUCAAAGAAAACUAUGGUCAAUUGAUAAACUUGCUCACCGAGCAACCCACAGACAACAUCACCUGUUCGGCGCCAUAUUUCCAAUUGGAAGCCAUCGAAUGCAAUGCUCACAAACACGCGUUACAACUGGAAAUGCAGGAGCAAACAGGAGAGAAAGAGACACAUGAUGGAGCUGUGAAAGUGCUCAAAAUGUGUAAGGAUGCACAGGAAUGCAUCGAAAACUCGUGCAAGUUCACUCCCGUCCAACGGGAUGAGAUUGAGAACAGCUGUGAUGUUCUGGAGUUGACAACGUCUGAUUUCACAGUGUGUAUGAACACAAUCAACAGAAAAAAGCCGGAUUUAUCACGAUUCGAGUGUCUCAAUGAUCACGAUUUUUAUAGCAAAGAUUCGACUGUGAUUUGUGAGAGAUGGAAGAAUAAGAAGGACUGUAUGAGACAAGUGACUGUGGAGAUUUGUGGAAAAGAUGUUAUGAAGAGUGAUGAGAAGUUUUUGAAAAAGUUCUUGAAUAAUUUGAAGUGUGAAGUGUAA